This is a messenger RNA of Babesia ovata, 1749 nucleotides long. RefSeq lists its product as uncharacterized. Lineage: Eukaryota; Apicomplexa; Aconoidasida; Piroplasmida; Babesiidae. The coding region runs from base 1 to 1749 and encodes 582 amino acids. The transcript is spliced from 6 exons. The record is from RefSeq and is a predicted model, not a curated record.
AUGCCGCUUUGCACCAUCGAUGAGUUCGAAAAGGAGGUGCUAGAUAUCGGGGCUAACGCCUCGGAUGCGUACGAAGAGUCCGACGCGCCCUUCGCAGCCGACGCAGAUGACGACGAAGACCUGGGUGUAUUCGUCUUCUACCAGGGCGACGUGGACGGCGUCUGUGCGCUGUUCAUACUCGAGCAUCACAAGCGGCUUAGCCAUGGGCUGAAGUUGACCAGCUACCCAGUGCAGGGAGAAGCGGACAUAUACAGCUACAUAAAAAAGAACCUCAGCAUCAGUACAACGUAUCCAGACGUACAGCAUGAGGCUUACUUGAGGGUUGUACUGCUAGGGGUCCACGGCUGGGACCCGGAGGUCCUCUACGCCAUCAAGGUUCACUUCUCCCAGAAACUUCCAGAGUCUCGAAGAUCGGAACUCAAGAUAUGCAUCGUACCGUCUUCGAGACCGCUCACGUUUUUUAACGUCUCAUUCGACGCCGACUGGUAUUUUUUCGUCGAGAAUGAGCAGGAAGUGGCACUGGAGCAAUCCAUCCAAGAGCGAGAGCUAGUGGGUGGUAUAUACACGUCGACCUCGGUAGCCUCCCUUAUCGCAUCUAUCACCAAGACGACUCAUGAGUCCAGCAGAGCGGCAAUCAUGUACGCAUCGGCGGUGGCCACCAUCGGCCGCGUGGAGCAUUCCGGUGCUCUGGACACAUCCGUAAACACGCAAAUCACCAGGAUGUUCCAAGAGAUUUCGAUGUUGGAUGGUGGCCCGUAUGUGCAGUACGACUCAGAACGCACCCCUUUUCCUCUCAUAUCAUUCACGUCGUUGGAGGAAGCGCUCAAAAUAAGUCCAUACAUGUUCAUGUACGACCCGCAGCGCAAGAGGGAUACCUUGGCUGAAUUUCGGAUACACUGCGACCUCAUGACGGAUGAAUUCACGUCCGAGUUUUGCAACCUCGAUCCGAAACGACAGUCGCAGGUGCUCCGACAACUAAACGGGCGGAUUAAGCGGGUGGAUAUGACGCAGCUCAUGUGGCUGAGGCGCAGCAGCUCAAUGCCCUGUGUCGACAUGGUAUACAUUUUAAUCGCAAUUCUCGUUGGCUGGAUGAACAAGGACAACGAGUCUACCGUGGGGACCGCACCCGUCAUAGCGUCCGACUUCAUGUACAAUACACUCACCGACCGCAUGUCGCAGGAGUCCUUUUACGACAAGGUCAUCAUGACCCAGCUGAAGCAGAAAACGUAUCAGCUGGUGGUGGAUACCUACGACAGCAUCUCGUCGUCCAAAAUCAAGUCGCGCCUAUUCGGCACGCACAAGGUGCUCUUCGCCACGCUCUUCCCGAAGCACCCCGUGGAGCACAUUGACGAGCUGCGUUUCUUGGGAUUCAUGAUAUCCAGCUUGCACUCACGCGGAAACUCGGACGAGGGAUUCUGCCGCGUGCUGGUAUUCGUCCGAAACCCAGAUGCGGAUGGUAUACUGGCCUAUGGUUAUAGCCCCGACGUCAGCGGCAACUUCCCCGACUUAUGGGCGCUAGUGUUCAGCUCCGUUGCGCACGAUGACACAUCAUUUGUGUUCGACGUGUUCCGGCCGACGUGUCUGGACAUACGGACGGACGACGUGGAGGCGGCCAAGAACCGGAUAGUGGACCGUAUGCGCAUCGCGCUGGAGGCAAAACAAGUGUCGUACUUUGCCAACAACGAUGUGCACAGUGAUGAGGAAGCGUCUUUUGAGGGCAGCGACGAGGAAACCGAAGAAAGUCAGUGA